Messenger RNA from Suillus bovinus, 1350 nucleotides. RefSeq lists its product as uncharacterized. NCBI's taxonomy places the organism in Eukaryota, Fungi, Basidiomycota, Agaricomycetes, Boletales, Suillaceae. Bases 1 to 1350 code for a protein of 449 amino acids. The record is from RefSeq and is a predicted model, not a curated record. The transcript has 3 exons.
AUGUCUCUGAGUUUUGGCAUAACCUCGUCGGAGCGCACUGACUCUGAAAACUAUUUUGACGAGGAUGAUCUUGAAUCACUGAUUUCUAGCUCACCAAGUGCAUAUACCCAUACUUUUACCUCACCAGCUCCAGAACAACGCGAGAACCAGCACGACUUGAAGAACAUCCGAGUCCUUGCUGCAGAUCCAAAGAAAAUUACUCAUAUAAAGACACCUCAACUUCCGAUCGAGGUCGUGGAUUACAUCGCUUUUUUCCUAUUCGACUCUUGCCCAUCUGGUUGCUUCUUCCAUAUCCGCUCGUUCUCUCUGGUCUGUUCUCAGUUUAGACACGUUGCUCUGCGUCGUUAUUUUUCUUCCAUUCGCAUUGCGUCUGCAAAGCAACUUGCUGCAUAUACAAAUUUUCACUUUUCAUUGGUUUCCCGCAAUGCCCUGGGCGACAAUGUUGGAUUCGACUACGUCAAGUGCGCUUGCUCGAACCUGAAACACCUUAUGAUUUCUUUCUCGUCGGACGGAAGGCAAUCUCAGACAACCCGACUCAAGCGCAUCUUCUCCCCACCAGCAAUCCUCCUGACUCCGUGGUUCCCUCCUCAGCUGACGUCUCUCACAAUGACAAAACUCUGGCGAAUUGACGUACCUUUGUUGAGAACCAUUGCAUCUGCGUUUUCUUCUGUGAAGACCCUGCACCUCAGUUGCUCGGAACAGCUAGACGUCUCCUGCUGCUGGUCUUGUUUUGAAGAAAGCUCAACUGCAGUCGUGCACUCGCCAAUCCCGAAUUACUUCAAUGACAUCACGAAAUUGACGGACAACUUUGCGGAUUCGCUGGAACCACUAACCCAGUUGACUGAUAUUUACUUUGGCAUCUUUCUGUCGGACGAGGAAAUGGUGGAAAAGCACAUCGAACACUACGGCACCCCAUUAGCCUUCGACCAUACGCCCCGAAUAGCGUCCAGCAGUCCUAAAGUUGCAUCUCCACUCACUGGAAACAUCCUCAGUCAAUUGGAAACCGAGACUACCACUGGACUCAUAUCAUAUUCAGUAGAUCAAGAUGACAAAAAAGAAGACCCUCACUCCGGAGUCUGUACCGAAGAUCUGCCCUUUCCUCACGGCCCAGAGCUCUGCCGCACAUGCGAGCUCAUCGGAUCCGCCUCCAAGGUACGCACACGAGAGCUGGAGGCAAGUCUCGCGCUCGCAAGAAAAAUCAAAACAUUGCGCACGGUUAGCUGGAGUUCAUUCUUCACAUCUCAGGUCUUCGAACCAGACGACAACAAGGUCGGCGAUUGGCGUAGGAAGACUACGGUUUACAUUCUACGCGCGAAUGGGAGAGUGCGAGUGCGUAGGAGACCUUGGUAA